GAUCGCCAUUUUCGAGCCAACAAAGGUAGCAUUGCAUGUGUUUGGUCAGAGACACGGUCCCGCUACAGUGUUAUCCUAUCUCGUAGCAGAAGAACCAGAGCCAGAGCAGCUAGCAAAGCAAAAAUGGAUCGAGUAAUGCAGGCACCCUACGAUGCUACCGUCCGAUUCGCUCUGGCGUCACUGGAAAGGAAUCUGUUGCCGGACGCCGUUAUACGACGGUUCACGCGCUUGCUCUUAGCUAGCCGGCUACGCACCGGUUACCAGCCUUCCUCUGAGCUCCAGCUCUCCCAACUCCUCCAGUUCGUUAAGUCUCUGAAGGAGAUGCCAAUAGCUAUCAAGACUGAUGAUGCUAAAGCUCAACACUAUGAAGUACCGACUUCUUUCUUCAAGAUGGUGCUUGGAAACAAUCUCAAAUAUAGUUGUUGUUACUUCACUGAUAAGUCAAGCAGCUUGGAGGAUGCUGAGAAGGCCAUGUUGGAGAUGUACUGUGAGAGGUCGCAGAUUAAAGAUGGCGAUAGUGUUCUUGAUGUGGGGUGCGGAUGGGGAUCACUGUCUCUGUACAUUGCUGAGAAGUAUAAGAAUUGCAAGGUUACUGGGAUAUGCAAUUCAGCAACACAGAAGGCUUUUAUAGAAGAGCAGUGUAGGAAUCGUCAGCUGGAGAAUGUGGAGAUCAUUGUUGCAGAUAUCAGCACAUUUGAGAUGGAGGCAUCAUAUGACAGAAUAUUUUCCAUUGAAAUGUUUGAGCACAUGAAGAACUACAAGGAUCUUCUGAAGAAGAUAUCCGGGUGGAUGAAACAGGACGGCCUUCUGUUUGUCCAUCAUUUCUGUCACAAAGCAUUUGCUUACCACUUUGAGGAUAAAAGUGAUGAUGACUGGAUUACUAGAUACUUCUUCAGUGGAGGUACAAUGCCUUCGGCAAAUCUACUACUGUAUUUCCAGGAUGAUGUUUCUGUUGUCGAUCAUUGGCUUGUCAAUGGGAAGCAUUAUGCACAAACAAGUGAAGAAUGGCUGAAGAGAAUGGACCAUAACUCAGCUGCCAUAAAACCAAUUAUGGAGUCAACUUAUGGCAAGGAUUCAGCUGUGAAGUGGACUGUGUAUUGGAGAACUUUCUUUAUUGCGGUUGCAGAACUCUUUGGCUACAACAACGGAGAAGAAUGGAUGGUUGCUCUCUUCCUAUUCAAAAAGAAAUGAAGCAGCCAGAGCUCUAUUUCAGUACAUCUCU
Molecule: messenger RNA, 1222 nt
Organism: Fragaria vesca subsp. vesca
Lineage: Eukaryota; Viridiplantae; Streptophyta; Magnoliopsida; Rosales; Rosaceae
Product: (S)-coclaurine N-methyltransferase-like
Exons: 8
Coding region: 124-1191 (355 amino acids)
Biological process (GO): lipid biosynthetic process
Source: RefSeq, a predicted model, not a curated record